AUGGCGACUAGAACAUCGUCGCGCCAGGCCGCCCAGAAAGCGAAGGAGGCCAUCACAAGCACCAGUGAUAUCAAGCCAAAGAGGACUGCCGGUGCAAAGCGCAAAGAUACCACCGAAAAAGGACCGGAACCAAAGAGGGGAAAGAAAGUCGAUCGCGAGCCCGAGCAUGAGAAACAAGAGAAGGAACAGGAGCAGGAGCAGCGAAAGCACGAAGAGGAGCACCGGCCAGAAAUGAAAGAGCAGGUGAAAGAGGAAGCAGUCCCUGGGCCCGGUGAAAAGGACGAGAAAGAGGAACAGGAAAAAGCCAUAAGACAGCUCAGUGAACAGCCUGAAGAGCAAGCAGAGAAGCCAGAACAAGAGCCCAAAGAAGCUCACGAAGACGAGAAAGAGAGUCAAGAGAAAGGCACCAAAGAACCAGAAGAAAAGCCAGCUGAAGCGCCGGCAAAGGAAGAAGUUGAGGCCGGAGUCAGGAAGUCACAAGAACGAGAAGACAUUGUACCUUCCAACAUACUCGAAAAGGGAAUCAUAUACUUCUUCUUCCGCCCUCGAGUCAAUGUUGAGGAGCCACACAGUGUGAAGGAUGUUGCCCGAAGUUUCUUUGUUUUACGUCCGACUCCUCUGGGUGCAGUGCUGGAUGCCGAACAAGGCACUCUUGAAGCCGACGCACGCUGUCGCUUGAUGAUUCUGCCAAAGAAGAAGUUUCCCACUUCUGGUAGAGAGAGGGACAUGGGAUUCGUGGAGAAAGCCGGAAUAUCUAUGAAAGAACUCCAUGAUAGCUUUAUGGUGGGAGGGAAAUAUGAAACAUCGACUCGAGGAGAACGCACCGUUGAAGAAGCGCGACCAUAUGCGGAAGGAGUCUACGCCAUAACCUCUGGAAAGCGGGCUUCUCACCUGGCCUACAUUCUGACUAUUCCGCACGAAUUGAGCUCAAUUCAAGAAGACUUUGGCCUUUAUGGCCGAGGCAGUUGGAUUGUCCAGUCGAAGAACCCCAAAUAUCCUGGUCCGUCCUACGCACAGCUUCCCAAAGACCCUGAGUAUCCUGAAAGCGUCCGCCAAAAGUUCGGAGACUAUCGAUGGGUCCCCUUGGAGCCUGAAUUCAUCGACUAUCCCAACGCGCAGUUCCUCAUGAUCGGGGAGGCCACAGACGACCUGGGAAAGGCAGCCACAGCAGAACCUGGUGGUAAGGAGGCACACGAAGAACAGCCAGGCGAGGAGUUGGAAAAGCUGGAACAUGAAAACGAGGAGAGGAUCGAAGCUCUAAAAGGCGACGAAACCGUCUAUGAAGACCUAGGAUUGGAUGCGAAGAACUAUCCGAAGGUGCCAACAACCUGGAACAAAUAG
Messenger RNA from Aspergillus thermomutatus, 1341 nucleotides. RefSeq lists its product as uncharacterized. Lineage: Eukaryota; Fungi; Ascomycota; Eurotiomycetes; Eurotiales; Aspergillaceae. The transcript has 5 exons. Bases 1 to 1341 code for a protein of 446 amino acids. The record is from RefSeq and is a predicted model, not a curated record.